Messenger RNA from Mesorhabditis spiculigera, 873 nucleotides. The record is from the annotation of a GenBank genome assembly. Lineage: Eukaryota; Metazoa; Nematoda; Chromadorea; Rhabditida; Rhabditidae.
AUGAAACAGGAAAGCGAGGAGCUAGACCCCUCGAAUUUCCGGCAAAUGGAUCGAUUCCGAGAAGUCCAGGCGACGGUUAGAUUGAAUAAAGAGCGGUUGGACCGAUUGAAAGAGGAUACGUUACAAAAGGUCGACCUCCUCUCGGCUAGCCGAUCUCAUCUACUGUCGCAUUUGUUAGGACGAUACCUCGAGCUCCUCACGACAUACUACCAAAAAACGGGAACAAUCUAUGCAACGCUGGCCAAGAACCUUUCGGUCUACGAUCAUUAUGAUUUUGAAAUAUUGACGGAACUGAUCGAGCCCUCAAGAAAAGCUGCUCAAAAGGCUCGGCAAGAAAGUGUAGAGAAAGAGCGGGAAGAAGAGGAGCAGCAAAAGGCUGUUGAGGCCGAGCAACCGGACUUGAUGCAAUUCAACGACCGCGACGAGACGAGCUUACGCUAUUUAUUUGGAGGAGAAUCACCCAGUGAGGAGAGGAUUGUGACGGAUAGGAGGCGACUUGCCGACGAUGAGGAGCGACCAGAUAGUCCGCUGGUAGGAGAAGCUGAGAUUGGGAUGGAUGCGCUGGAGGGGUUGCGAGUUGACGACCUAUCAAACUUCGGGCCCCUCCCAUCGCUAUAUCAAGCCCAAAACGUGCCGAAAUUGACGCCGCCCCCGGAGAAUUUCACUCAAAAGCCCCCACUGUCCAAGACGAUUCCAAAACACGACCCGUUCGACUUAUUAUCGUUGAGUGGGGAUCUCUUCCGCCCCAAAGCAAAUACCGAUGGCUCCGAUCCUACAAAUCCGACAAAUGCUUUCCAGGGGAAUGCCGGGUUUAGUAAUGAAUGGGACUCUCUACUCUCCCAAUGCGAUCUACAGACUACAAAUGACUUGAUC